AUCACUUAGCACUGUAAUACAUGGGAUCACACUAGUCUGUCGUUUAGUAUUGUCAUUUUAUAUCAGAUUUUGCGUGUUGCUUAUUAAAUGCAAUGGAGGAAAAGUUCGCUAAAUUCGUUUCCCAUAAGAUCAGCAAAACUCGCUGGCGCCCGGUUUCGGCCUCUUCUUUGCAACAGCCAGACGUGUUUGCCACCGGUUCGUGGGAUAAUGAGGAAAAUAAAGUGUCAUUAUGGUCCUCUGGAGAUGUUGGCGCAAUGAAUUUGGAUGAAGAGUAUCAAGGAGAUCCUAAAUUGCUAUGUGAUAUUAGACAUAGUGGCGAUGUGCUCGAUAUGCAGUUUUUAGAUACAGAAAGAAUUGUAACUGCUUCAUCAACUGGAAGUGUAACAAUCUUCCGUCAUCAUCACAACAAUCAGACUUUGUCAGUAAAUCACAGGUGGGAGCGAGCACAUCACCAUAUUGGAUCUGACUCAGCAGGUGCUCCCUGCACCAGUGUCGUUUGUAACAGUCCAGAAAUUGUUUCUGUUGGAGAAGAUGGCCGUAUGAAUGUUUUCAGAGCUGACAGCAAAGAGAUUGUGAGGACAAUAGAUGAUGCAGACAGCAGCACUAUGCACGCAGCGACAUUCCUCCGUACUACUGAGGUGCUAACUGUAAACUCAAUUGGGCAAAUGAAGAUGUGGGAUUUGAGGCAGCAAGGAAACAAUCCCACCCAGAUAUUCUCUAUGACUGGCGAAAGAGUUCCAUUGCACUGCAUAGAUAGGCAUCCUAACCAGCAGCAUAUCGUUGCCACAGGUGGGCAGGAUGGCAUGCUCUGCAUCUGGGACGUCAGGCACGAAAGAGUGCCAUUAUCACUUCUGACUGCUCAUGAGGCAGAAAUGUGGGAAGUGCAUUUCCAUCCCUCAAAUCCAGAUCAUUUAUUUACUUGUUCGGAAGAUGGCUCUCUUUGGCACUGGGAUGCCUCAGCUGAUCUUGCAGAGAAGCCUUCAUUCCUUAGCAUUGGAGGAAAGAACACCUCUCAUAUGUCACGGAGCAUUUUGGGACAGCCAAAUAGUAAUCAAUCCUUGUCAAGCAUCUGGCUUAGCAGUGAUCCCACAAAGGGACGGCUGGAAAUCACCAACAUGCUACCCAGCUCCACACUGUCUGUGAACAGCUUGGACGUGUUGGGGCAGUGCCUAGUUUGUGGAACUGAUGCUGAGGCUAUCUAUGUUACCAAGCGGCUCUUUUCAUAAAGUGGGCAUUUUGUGUUUUUUGUACAAGUAGUCUAUUUUCUGUGCAGUGUUUUGAUCUGUGUGUAAGCACUAUGGUGUCUUACUUUAUAACAUCCUUAUUUUUAUAACCUAUUUAAGAGAAUCCCCUCUGUUUAAAACAAAAAACUCUUAAAGUGAAGGUAAAUUUUCAUGUAAAAGUGCCCGUUUUUUAAAAAAACUAUUAAAAACAGGGGCACUUUCAUUCAUGAAAAUUGACAUUGCACCGUAUUUUAAAAAUACCUUUUUCUUCUGAAAUGCCGGAUCGCGGCUCUGAAACGAUGCCCCGCCUGCUUCUUCCUGGUUGACUUACCCAGCAAUGACGAAACAGACUUCCUCCAAUCAUGGCGUUGCCUCAGGCAAUGAUUCCCCUGGGGGGGGAGCCGUGAUUGGAGGAUGCUGGAAUCAUCAUUUCUGACAUAUGAAGAGGCUUGCGACGGGCUGGUGAAGCAAUGGAGCGGCUUCAAGAAGAAAAGGUAAGUAUAUUUUAAGAAAUCGGUGAAAUGUCAAUUUUCAUGAAUGAAAGUGUCCCUGUUUUUAAUAGUUUUUUUAAAAACCGGGCACUUUCACAUGAAAAUUGACCUUCACUUUAAGUUACCAUAGCUGUCAAAACAAAGUAAAACUCCAAUGUGUAUUCUUGUGUUUUUUUUUUUUGUUUUUUUUUUUUUUAAACAUUGUUGAACAGUUUUGUUUGCAGUUUUUCUUUCAGUGCACAAAUAGGAGCAUGAUGUGCUUUAUUUUAAUAAUUUGAGUUCUAUGGUUAGUAGCUAUAUUAGGGAUUCAAAAAAUGUAUUCUAAUCUGGUUAACAUACUAAGGAAUAGACUGAGUAAAAAUAAAUAAAUUGUAGUUUCCAUGUCUUUGCUUUGUUUAGGCAGCACCUAUAAAGAUCACUCCUCUUAAAGGGACACUUUGUAAUCACAAGAUUUCAUGCUCUCAAAGGUAUAGUCAACACCAGAUAUUUUUUUUUUUUUUAAAAGAUAGAUAAUCCCUUUAUUACCCAUUCCCCAGUUUUGCAUAACCAAUAGUUAUAUUAAUAUACUUUUUACCUCUGUGAUUACCUUGUAUCUAAGCAUCUUCUGACUGCCCUCUGAUCACAUGACUUUAUUUAUUAUUUAUUGACUUUCAUUUUAGCCAAUUAGUGUAAUGACUGCCACAAUCCACGGGUGUGAUCAUAAUGUUAUCUAUAUGGUUUACAUGAACUAGCUCUCGCCUGUUGUGAAAAGCAAAUAUAAAAGCAUGUGAUAAGAGGCGGCCUUCAAGGGCUGAGAAAUUAUCAUGAGCCUUCCUAAGUUUAGCUUUCAACUAAGAAUACUAAGAGAACAAAGCAAUAUUGGUGAUAAAAGUAAAUUGGAAAGUUGUCUAAAGUGACAUGCCCUAUUUAAAACAUGAAAGUGUUUUUUUUUUUUUUGUUUUUUUUUUUUACUUGACUGUCCUCAAUUUAUUUUGAUUCAGACAGACCAUGCCAUUUAAAAAUAAAAAAGUUUCCAAUUUACUUCUAUUACAUUCGCUUUGUUCCCAUGAUAUUCUGUGUUGAAGAGAUACUUAGGUAGGCAUCUGGACCAUUACAUGGCAAGUGCUAGUGCUUUUUAAAUGGAUAACAUUCUUGCAAAACUGCUGCCAUAAGCAAUGGGCUGGCUCCUAAGCAUACACCCCUGCUUAUCAACAAAAGAUACCUAGAAAACAAAGAAAAAUACAAGUAAAUACAUUAUUUAACACCUUCAUGUCAGGCGGCAAUUUCUUAGAUCAGAACGAAGUUCAGAUGUAAACCAAUGCUGAAUAAAUUAAAUCGCACAAUCGUCGAUGCGAUCACGUGAUUUUAAGGCUAAAAUCGAAUCAUGGGGGACUUUAGUUCCUACGAUGCUUGGCAUACAUCCCCCAGUCUGUUGUGUUUUUUUUUUUUUUUUCUUUUUUCUUUCUAUUACCUAAAAGGAGGGGACUGCAGUACUCCAAAUAUAAGGUAGGACGUUCCAUGCUGUCCUAAUGGCAUUAAAGCCCAACACUGUUAGGAUGGCAUGGAUCGUCCUAACAGCGUGAAGGGCUAAAAUCGUGUUCUCUAAGUCGUCAAAGAAAUAAAUUGGGUUUCAUAUCCCUUUUAACAGUG
Molecule: messenger RNA, 3343 nt
Organism: Bombina bombina (fire-bellied toad)
Lineage: Eukaryota; Metazoa; Chordata; Amphibia; Anura; Bombinatoridae
Product: nucleoporin Nup43-like
Exons: 8
Coding region: 93-1226 (377 amino acids)
Cellular component (GO): nuclear pore outer ring
Molecular function (GO): protein binding
Source: RefSeq, a predicted model, not a curated record